Lathyrus sativus (Indian pea) is the source of this 534-nucleotide messenger RNA. The record is from the annotation of a GenBank genome assembly. NCBI's taxonomy places the organism in Eukaryota, Viridiplantae, Streptophyta, Magnoliopsida, Fabales, Fabaceae.
AUGGAAACACCAGAACCAAACACUCAACCUAUUACCACUACUUCUUCUUUAUCACUUCCUAAACUCUAUAAAAAGACUAAUUCCCAUAAAAUAGAAAACCUUAUUGAGUACUCUCAUGUUCCUGAAGAUGCUCAAAUUUCUGAAAGAAUACCUCCUCUGUUGAGUCCGUACAACAUCUUCAAAAGACAAAGAAGUGUUACCAGAUCCAUCCGAAAUCUUAUCUCUACCAAUCGUCCUCAUAUGAAAGAGUACGUCCAGUCAUCUAGACUAGACCAAUGCAGUCUAAGAGCUAAAAACCAAGAGCAGUAUGUAGAUUUGGAGAUUCCCCAAUAUCUCAUAAACCACUGGAAAACUGAAGGAUAUACAGCCUUACACUUCGGGGCUGUCAGACUCAUCCUUUCUCUUCAUGGAAGGAAGAACCAACCUGUCUUUUGCAAAAUAGCUCUUCUGGACUCCAGCUACCUCCAUUAUAAAAAUGCUAAUAGUUCUAACUACACUUCAUGCAGGAAGUGUCGUCCUCACCAUCUUCCCUAA